GCGGACAGAGCGGCCCUUCCUCCGGGGUGAGGGGAAGCGGACGGAUCUCCGCGGAUAUCUGCUCAUCACAGCCUCGGUACAGCCCACAGUAGUGUCCACGCUCCCAUCAGAGAGACCGUCCUCCUCUUCUGUUCUGCCCGCUCCGAGAGGCACCGCGGCGGAGACAUGUCCGGGAUCCUGGCCUGGUUCUGGAACGAGAGGUUCUGGCUGCCUCACAACGUGACCUGGGCUGACUUAAAGAACACAGAGGAAGCAACCUUCCCGCAAGCCGAAGACCUGUAUCUGGCGUGUCCUUUAGCUUUCUGCAUCUUUAUGAUCCGGCUCGUGUUCGAACGGUUCAUUGCAAGACCAUGUGCGAUGGGCCUGAAGAUCCAGGCUAAUGGCCCUCAGAAGGCGCAGCCCAAUGCCAUCCUGGAGAAAGUCUUCACUGCUAUUACCAAGCACCCUGAUGAGAAGAGGCUGGAGGGCUUAUCCAAGCAGUUGGAUUGGGACGUACGGACUAUCCAACGCUGGUUCCGACAACGCCGUAACCAGGAGAAGCCCAGUACUCUUACCCGAUUUUGUGAAAGCAUGUGGAGGUUCACGUUCUAUCUUUACAUAUUCACCUACGGAGUCCGUUUUCUUAAAAAGACGCCGUGGCUCUGGAACACUAAAGAAUGCUGGUACAACUAUCCCUACCAGCCAUUGACAGUGGACAUCCAUUACUACUAUAUUCUGGAGUUGUCGUUCUACCUGUCUCUACUCUUUUCUCAAUUCACAGACAUAAGGAGGAAGGACUUCCCCAUCAUGUUGGUGCACCACGCGGCCACCAUCUCCCUCAUCACCUUCUCCUACGUCAACAACAUGGCGCGGGUGGGCACGCUAGUCAUGUGUCUGCACGAUGCUGCUGAUGUGCUCAUAGAGGCUGCCAAAAUGGCCAACUAUGCGAAGUGCCAAAUCUUGUGCAACCUUCUGUUUGCCAUGUUCGCCAUCCUCUUCAUCAGCUCCAGACUGGGAGUUUACCCCGUCUGGAUUCUUAACACCACUUUGUUUGAGAGCUGGGAGAUCGUGGGGCCGUACCCGUCCUGGUGGCUCUUUAACCUGCUGCUCCUCCUGCUGCAGCUGCUCCACUCCUUCUGGUCCUACCUCAUCGUGCGAACAGCCUGCAGAGCCAUCUCCAAAGGAAAGGUGGGAAAGUGGAAUCCGCUACAUGUGUCUAAAGACGACCGCAGCGACAUUGAGUCCAGCUCGGAUGAAGACGAAAGCCCUCCUCUUCCUCCUCCUUCGGCCAAUCAGAGGCACCACAGCAGCGCCACCAACGGCACCAACAAGAGCCACGGUACCAACGGCUACCUGACGGGGGCGCUGUAUCCCGAUGAACACUGACCUGUGGAGAGCACUGCACUGGAGCCAUGCUACAGACACCUUCCAUUGUUUGUAUGUGUGUGAAUGAGUGAAUGAUGUGAAGAGCAUUGCCUGUUUGCUAUGGGAAUAUUGGGGUGAAAAGGCUAAGGAGUCCUCUUUGCAUUUAAAGAUGAAGUGGGUGUAAACACGUACUAUCUAUGUCUGAUGGGUAGAAAGACCUUAAAAGAACCAUACUUGCAUCACAAAUUAGGAGAAAACUGCAUUAACGAAUAGAUUUUUAAGUCAUUUGUCAAGUAUCACGAUUAUUUAUUUCUUUUUUUUUUUUUCAAAAUUCAGAAAAAAUAAACUGGCCAUAAAAGCAAAGUGGUCAGAGGAUCCAAAAAUCUAGACAAAUGAAAUAAAUUUAAACUAAGUACUUCAAUAAAUCUAAGUAGCAUUAUCACUAUAUAAAGAUUUCAAUGUCUAUUUUAAUACCAAAAAAAAGCCUCUUUGAUACCACAAUACUAAAAGAAUGCAAAUUUCAACACUAAAUAGUAAUCGUUUCUUUAAUAUUUUUAUGGUGGCUUUAUAUUAGUUCCAGUAUAGAUCUGUACCAUUUAAAACUAAUCAGAAGUAAGUCCAACUUUCUCCUAUUUGGGAUUUUGUGUCAGUAUCUCUACUUCUCCACUAAACUACUCGUAAGACGGUAAAUAUUUUAAAUUCAUUCGUUUUAACCAAUGUUUUUGCAGUCAAGUCAAAACCCAAUUACAACCACACCAGUCCCAAGGCAGUCAUAGGGCAACGAGGAACUAUAACACUGUAAUAUGUCCCGUGAUGUAAGGAGCAUGAGUAAAAUUAAACACUAUGAGUCAAAGGGAAAACAAGACAUGGGCAUUGUUAAAAUUCAGUGGAUUCACCUCAAAGCAAUAACUAGCAUUCAUUUUCUUCAACAACAACAGACUGGUUCAAUUAUUUAAGUGUUUCAUUGAUCUCACUACAGAAUUUUAAUCAAUUUUUGGUAAACAGACUAGACAUUGUUCUGUUUUCAUUGCACAAACCCUUUGCAGAACACUCAGGUGCACAAUACACAUAAAAAUCAAUUGGCUUUUUCUCUGUCUUAAUUGAAUAAGUCUCGCUUUAACAUAACGCCAAACACUUAUGAUUAACUAAAGGCACUGUACCUGAUUUUUACUAUUUUUAGUAUCUUAAAACAGAACUAGUUCACUUUUAACAUUUUGCAGUGGUACGAAGUUAUUCCUCACUUAUCGUAUACACUCCUGGCAUCCUAAUAAUUCACAGCAAUGAAUUUAUAAGCACUUUUCAUAACUUUGAGGCCAGAGCAGAGGUUUGCCUCAAAGGUAAAGCUAACACUAGCAUGCUAAUGUGCACUUCCUAAUUAUCGGACAGUAAAAAUGCUUUCAAUUUGGGUGCAGACAGAACGCAGUGGAUUUAUUUUGUCCUCAACAGAUGCUUAGACAAUAUAUCUAUACAAAUUUGGCUCAAAUACAUGGGAAAAAUCAGCUACAGGAUCGUUUUAAAAAGAAAUUGGUCAUGAGGUUCAGUAUUGCCCGAUUAUCACUGCCCGUCUUCAAUGAUUAAACUUUGGCUAAACUUCUAAAACGACCCAAAUCAGAUGGAAAAUGUUAAAGAGGCAAGCCUUAGUUAUUUCACCCCAAUGUAUGUUACAGUUUUCUAAUGAGUUCUGUUUUUCUUUAUAAUUUCUGUCAUAUUUAUUGAUAUGUGCAUCUCAUUCAGAUUAGCCACUUCAUGGUGUUAGCACUUGGCAUGCUACGUACCGCUACAUACUGUCAACGGGCACGCUAGCCGAGGGUACGAUUUCUUAUGUUUGUCUCAAUAUUGUUAUGUUAUUUAUUUUUUAUAAUGAUAUAUUUGCCAAUGGUAGUCAAACCGCUAUUUUGACGUCAGUGUUGAAUGAUCUUUUAAUUACAGACACAUUUCGAGUAUUUCAAAAGUGCUGAUCAGUACUGGGUUUGCGUUGACCGCCACACCCCACAAAUAUAUGCCAAAAAGUGACGAUGUCUCACUCACGAUUAAUGUACGGAGAUUGUUUUUCGAUUCCAUGUCACACUAGUAUGAGAUGUCAAUAACAGUAUUACAUGUUUGGAUCACUAUGGCUAGAUGCUGUAUUCCCUUUUCUGAGCGAUUUGUUAAGUAUUCUUGUACAUUUCUGGUAUGAGCAUUUCAUUAAAAAGGUCAUUUGUUAUGAUGCAA
Periophthalmus magnuspinnatus is the source of this 3555-nucleotide messenger RNA. RefSeq names its product ceramide synthase 6 (gene cers6). NCBI's taxonomy places the organism in Eukaryota, Metazoa, Chordata, Actinopteri, Gobiiformes, Gobiidae. The coding region runs from base 166 to 1365 and encodes 399 amino acids. The transcript is spliced from 11 exons. Gene Ontology annotation, biological process: ceramide biosynthetic process. Gene Ontology annotation, molecular function: DNA binding; sphingosine N-acyltransferase activity. The record is from RefSeq and is a predicted model, not a curated record. Gene Ontology annotation, cellular component: membrane.